Messenger RNA from Penaeus vannamei (Pacific white shrimp), 1746 nucleotides. NCBI's taxonomy places the organism in Eukaryota, Metazoa, Arthropoda, Malacostraca, Decapoda, Penaeidae. The record is from RefSeq and is a predicted model, not a curated record.
AUGUAUCAGAGAUACUCACUUGGACACAGCGCAGCCCUUCAUUUUCACAGUCCAAUUAAGCUUUCCCUGCUUUUGAUAGUGAAAUACAGUUUGUCAAACAGAUCACGCUCUGGAGAUCGUCGUGACAACUACAAACAUUCAUCAAGGUGUUCUGGCUCCCCGCGUUACCGUGAGGACCGCUAUCGUGAUGAUAAAUACUCUUCAUCACGUCGUAGAUAUUCACGUUCCCCAUCUUACUCUAGAAACAGAAGGAGUAACAGGUCCCGAUCAAGGUCUCCGAUGUCUAAUCGCCGCCGCCAUCAUGGAAGCAGAGAGGACCCACCACCAAGUAGUUGCCUUGGGAUCUUUGGACUUAGUCUCUACACAACAGAGAGGAAGCUCCAUCACCUCUUCAGCAAAUAUGGUCCUAUCAACAAAGUUCAAGUUGUGCUAGAUGCUAAAACUAGUCGAUCUAGAGGAUUUGCUUUCAUCUACUUUGAUCAUGUGGACGAUGCCACAGAAGCCAAGGAGCAGUGCACUGGCAUGGAGAUUGAUGGAAGAAGGAUCAGAGUAGAUUAUUCCAUCACAGAGAGAGCCCACACACCCACUCCUGGCAUAUACAUGGGUCGACCAACAUAUUCAAGCUAUGGUCGACGAGGUGGAGGCGGAGGCGGAGGUCGCCAUGGAGGUGGAGGAUAUGGAAGUGGCAGUCGAAGUCGCCGCUCUCCUUCAUACCACAGAGGCCCUCCUCCACGACGCUCAUACCGCUCACGUUCUCGUUCAUACUCUCCACGUAAGUAGAUGGGGUCAGUGUUCAUUGCGAGAGGCAGAGGAUAUCCGUCUCCAUUGUCCGGCCGGGCCUCCCCUUCUCUGGGGUGGGUGGAGCCUUGUCCUGGGUCGAGAGAGAAGGUGGUGGCACUGGGGCUCAGAUGGCUCUUGAUUUGUGUGAUUAUUGCCUUCUGUUUCUUUCUCUUUACCUCUCCUUUUAAGAGGCACAACUGUAUUGACAAUGUGACGUUUGACACUGCGAGGAAAUAUCACCAAAGUGGGUGUAUUAUACAAAGAGAAACAUUUUUGGUUUGUUGUAUAGUCUAUUUUACUUUAGGUUAAUAUCUGUUUAUAUAUAUAUAAAGAGGUUUUUGCAUUUUGUUUUUAUCAGAUUAUUUGUGAAAAUAGUGAUGUGGUGAUAGUUAAAGUCGUCUGAAAAUUUGCAUGUUCUUUGUAACUGUUGUCAGUACUUUUAUUUCAUAUACCAUGUAUAUAUUGUUUCCUUUUACCUUUUUUUCAAGUUCUGGGUUGAUAAAUGGCAAAAUGAAUAUUUUUUAUUUUAUAAUAAUUGUUUUCAAAUGCAUAUCUGCUUAAACUUGGUAAUAAGAAUUCAACAUAUUGAGUGUAAUUGAGAAAGGAACAUUUUUGUUAACGAAAAUCUUGCAACUAUGAAUAUAUCCAAAUUUUAUGAAAUUGAUUAUAUCUAUCUAUCUGUAUAUUUUUAUGAAUAUGUUAUUUUGUAUGCCAAUAUAGUAUGUGUAUAGAAUUCAUUUCGUUAAGCAGACAGUGACUAAUCUGUUGAUAUGUAAUAUACCAGAAUAAAAAUAUUAAAUAGUGCAAGAUGACAUAUUAUUUGUCAAAAUCUUUGGCACAGUCCAACUUAUCUAAUGAUAGGACCUUAUAAGCUUAAUAAAUGAUCUAAGGAUAGGACCUUAUAAGCUUAACUAAUGUGUUGUUGAGCAUUUGGUAAAAACACACUCAUACACAUUCUCUCUCUCU